UCCCCAUCCUGGGUGACCAUUUUGGAUGAGGGCAGGUCGAAGCGUGGCGAGAGGUUUAUAGGAAAGAAGUGGAAGCGUGCGCCCUAUGUCUCUCCUGUUUCUUUGCUGCAGCAGUGCGGACUCGAAGAAAGUCCGGGCAAAGUCCAUAAAUUACAGAUUUCCCGAAAAUACGCGCGCAGCGAGCCCGCGAUAAAGAUGGCGUCUGCGGCGUCAAGCGUCCCGAGAAGAGGCGCGUCAAUUGCGGAGACGCCACUCGGCACUAGAUUAAGCAGGCCUGCGUCGGCGUCCGCCCUGAGCCGGCUCGCACAUCCCGCCGCGCCGCAGCGCCCCGAGGAGCGCAAGGGACUCCCGGUCCCGUUCCCCGCCCACUGGGUUGCGAGCUGGGACGGUGUCUCCCUGGAUCCCCCGCUUUCCCUAGGCUGUCUUGCCCUGGGCGUGGUUUCCCUCCCGGGUGGAACUCUGGGAGUCCGAGUUCUAGGAAAGGCUCGAACUGGGGCCCCUGGGAACGGCAGCUGCCUGCCCCGUCCCGGCGGCCGUCAGUCAGCAGGCAACCAUUAAGCACUUACUGAGGGCCGCAGGCUGAGGAGUCAGAGGUUAUAACGAAACGUCGGGACCUUAAGCAGCCCCGGGAAAUAGGUACCGCUCUUAACUCCAUUUCACAGAGGAGGAAACUGAGGCAGAGAGUCUUGGCGGGAGAUGCCCGAGGCAGGUGUGAACUUGAGGGUCCCUGACCCCGGAUAGAGCGCUCCCUCUGUUCCCUGCUCUCCGGGAGCUUGCCCGCUGGGGAAGCGCAGAAUCAGCCUUUUGGGGGGCUUCUUUCAGCUGCCCCCCUCCCCCCUUUUUUAGGAGAACAGCUUUUCGCCCCCAAAUCCGAAGGUUCCUCACUGGCUCCUACAGAAGAACACCGUCAGGGCUUCAUCCCAGAUCCGUCCGCUAAGGCUUCUACUAAAGUGCUGCUGGUGCCUCGGGAUGGUGCUGGAAGAACUACUACGGGUUCCGAGCUCUGGGCAGCUUCUUUCUUACCCUGGAGAGCCGAGGGGCCAAGUAAUCAAUGAGGAGCAUUGACUGUGCUCUAGGAUGUAACUGUUCCAGUACAGUUCCCACGUGGUCUCAGCCUGACAAAAUUGACUGCAAAAGAGACACAUGCACCAAGAAAGAAGUUUGUACCUUAGGAGAGUUGUUGAUCUUCCAAAACUGUCAUACACAUUCUCAGAACUCUUCUGAAAUUUAGCAAAAAUUGUUUGUGAUAUAUUUUAUUCUUUAUCUGUUGGAGGCAUGGAAGUGGAUUAAGAACAGCUGAUCAUAAAUGUUUUGGAAAUUUACUAGAGUUACACUGUAACAGUUGUGUGUUGGGAAUUCCAAAGUCAGAACAAAAAAAGAACUUUCACACCAUGCAUCAGAAAGCCAGAUUCUUCCUUCAAACUCUGAAGUUUAGUAUUGCUCGAUUUGGAAAAUACACACAGAAGCAGCCCUAUGUUCACCAUCAUCUCAUUGAUUGUUGUCCUUGGAUAAAAGUGAGAAAAUGUCACAGCUUUAAAUGUUUGCAAAGUAAAUACAAGAAACUGAUUUCUGGAAGAAACAUUCCAACCCGGAAAUUCUGCUAUGCGGAUCUUCUGAAUACUGAACAAGAGAACACAAAGUCCCUUUUAAUAAAUUACAUGGAUUCAAUGGAAAGACUCAAGAAGAAAAUAGAAGCAUUCUAUGACAAACACUUAAUCACUUUGGACAAUUUAGAGAUAAGAUUUGGUGAUUUUAUUUACUAUGAAGAAGAUGGUUGUAUACUUCGUUUAAAAAUUGGAGAUGGUUUUAAUAAUUGUGAAGUUUUACUCCGUUUGGAAGAGCUUUCAUUAUAUAAUGCUUUUGUUGAACGUAUCAGGAUUUCUCCAGGGGAAGAGUACAUGGCAGCCAGCAUAAAAACCUCAGAUUCUGAAGAGUCUAUGUGUGUAAUUGUUAAGCUUGGCAAGUAUCCAGAAGUGGAGGACUUCAUUCCCAAUGUGUUCAGUUUUGAAUGGGUACAGGAUGGCAUUUUAUUCUAUACUUGCCAAAAGAACCUUCGGUGUUGCAAUGUGUUUCGAACUAGCUUUGGAAAUAAAAAAUAUACUGAAUGCAUCUACACAGAACAAGAUCCAAGAUUUUUUGUGGACCUACAUUGUACAAGAGAUAGGUUCUUUCUUACCAUAAAUAGUAACAGUAAGACUACUUCUGAAGUAUGGUUGGUGGAUUGUCAUCAGCCUUGGAAUGUACCAGUCCUUGUCCAAAAGAGAAAUUCUGGGGUUAUGUACCAUAUUGAACAUAGAAACAAUGAAUUAUAUAUUCUCACAAAUUAUGGAGAGCCUUCAGAAUACAAGUUAAUGAAGACAUCAGUCGAUUCCUGUAGUAUAAAGAAUUGGCAACUUAUUUAUACAUGGAGGAGAAAAACCAAGCUUAUUGACAUGGUGAUGUUCAAGGACCACUGUAUUAUAUUUCUGAAGUACUGCAAUCAACUUUAUCUCAAUACAAUUUCCUUAAAUGAUCAUUCAGUUCAAUUUCUUAAGCUCCCUGCAUGGGCCUGUGCGUGCCAGCUGGACACCCAGCCACAAGACAGCAGCAUUGACACCUGCUCUUUUCUGCUCUCCUCUCCCGUGCAUCCUCCAAGGCAUUAUAUAUAUAUGUUAGGAAAAAGCGGUCUCUAUGAGCAAGCUGAGCAAGAGAAGCCUGUAAUGACAGAUUGUCACAUGGCACGCUUAGAAGCAAAAAGUAAGGAUGGAACUUUAGUGCCAGUGACAGUAUUUUAUAAAGGAAAUUCUAAGGACUUACAGAAAAAACCUCUUCUUAUUCAUGUAUACGGAGCUUAUGGGAUAGAUUUAAACAUGAAUUUCAAACCUGAAAAGCAAAUGUUAAUUGAAGAUGGAUGGAUAUUAGCAUAUUGCCAUGUUAGAGGUGGAGGUGAAUUAGGCCUCAGUUGGCAUACUGGUGGCUGUCUAGACAAUAAACUCAAUGGCCUUGAUGACUUAGAGGCUUGUAUAAAGUCCCUUCACAACCUGGGAUUUUCUGAACCCUUAUCUACAGCCCUUACAGCUUAUAGUGCUGGAGGUAUCCUAGCAGGAACAUUAUGUAAUACCAACCCCAAACUCAUCAGGGCAGUGGCUUUACAGGCGCCUUUUCUGGACCUCCUCAAUACCAUGUUGGACACACAGCUUCCUCUGACCAUCGAAGAGCUAGAAGAAUGGGGAGACCCUGCAUCUGAUGACAAAUAUAGGGACUACAUAAAAAGUUACUGCCCUUACCACAACAUCAGGCCCCAGACUUAUCCUUCAAUUCUAAUCACAGCCUGUGAAAAUGAUCAACGUGUACCUAUAGGAGGAAUAUUAAAAUACAUUCAGAGACUCAGAAAAGUUAUCAUGGAUCCUCAGAGACACAACCGAGAUCAUGGAAGAAAGAUUCCUAAUAUUAUUUUAGAUGUUCAGACUGGAGGAAGCCACGCUGCAGCUUUUGGGGAGGACUCUGUAAUUGAGGUUGCCAAACGUCUCGCUUUUCUGUACAAAGAACUCGAGCUUGAUGACACUGGUCCCCUCACCUAAUACCCAUUUUGAGACAAGAUGGACAUUGCAGUACGUCUCAGGCAGAGGCACGGAGGGCCCCAGAAGUGCAGUGUUAGUUCUCACGCUCUUUGGGAGCUGACAGAGCUAUGUCAGAGGGUGACAUUCUUUAGAAUUCUCUCACCAUCCAAACCUUGUCUUGCCUAGGCCAGUUCUUCAUCCUCCCAUCCUCUGGUGUUCCUUUCCUCGAAUCUCUCUGUUCCUAGCUCCAGUCUAACUAAGAACAGAACAAAGAUUUUAGGUUCAUUUUGGUUUUUUUCACAUGCCUACACUGAUUGAAACAAAAUAAAAUUCUUCACACUGAAAUUAAUAAAAUAAAUAAAAUAAAA
Messenger RNA from Sarcophilus harrisii (Tasmanian devil), 3907 nucleotides. It is a transcript of the gene PREPL, whose product is annotated as prolyl endopeptidase like. The transcript has 15 exons. The coding region runs from base 1392 to 3560 and encodes 722 amino acids. Gene Ontology annotation, cellular component: cytoskeleton; Golgi apparatus. The record is from RefSeq and is a predicted model, not a curated record. Lineage: Eukaryota; Metazoa; Chordata; Mammalia; Dasyuromorphia; Dasyuridae. Gene Ontology annotation, molecular function: serine-type endopeptidase activity. Gene Ontology annotation, biological process: proteolysis.